AUGGAUUUGAUAACUCAAUUAAUGCCACUCUGUUUAUAAUAAUUAUUUUGUAUAAAAAACUACUUUGCAUGCACAGGAUUUAUUAUUGUCCUUUUUUGUAUAUCGCUUUUUGCUGUUGAACAGUGGGAAAACUCUAGGCUGUAAAAUGCUUAAGUGACUGAAAACUAUGAUCAUUUAAACCUGGCAUAAAUAAAGGAAUUAUCCUUUAAUUAAGCAAAUUAAGUAGUAGAAGGAGUAAUUUAAAUAGCAAAAUAAGCUUUAAGUUCUAAAAAUAAGCAAGUUUUUAAAAAACAAAUUAAUCAUUAUGAUAGUAUUAUUACCAGAAAUAAACUUUAAGGAAUGAAUCUUAUGAUAGACUCAAGCAUAAUAUCCUUAUUAUAAAAUUUACCGUAGGUUUAACAACUAAUUUUUGAAAUAAUAGAUAAAAAUAAUGACAAAUAAAUUAGCUAGAAAGAAUUGAACAGGACUAUUCAUGGUGUAUAUAGACACCUUUAAGAUAAAAAAUUAGUAGAUGAUUUUUCAAAAGAAUUAUUUUAAAAAAUUAAUAAAGGAUAAAGUUUUAAUUUUCAGCAGUUUUAGUAGUAUUUUAUUUCAUUUUUGGCAUCUUUAUUAACUAGCAGUACAAAACCCUUUGAAAACACACCACCCUUUGAGAAAGAAGACAUUAAAGGACUUAUACUUUAUCUAUCCUCAGAAAGAAGGAUAUGGGAUAAUUGUCUUUAUACAGCAUUUAAAAUUCUAAAUAAAAAUAAUGACCAAUAUGUAACAGUCGAUGAAAUUAGCACUUUCCUUAUCUCAAUAAACAAGAAUAUAUGGAACGAUGCAAAACCUUAUGUUUAAUAAAUCCUAGGAUAUAUGAGAAUAACAGGAAAUUCAAAUGGCGAGUAAUUCAACCUUGGCCAGCUCAUUACAUUUGGAGAGUUAGUUAGACCAUAUAUGGGAUAAAUAUUAGAUAAGUAUAUUAACUGA
Molecule: messenger RNA, 969 nt
Organism: Tetrahymena thermophila SB210
Lineage: Eukaryota; Ciliophora; Oligohymenophorea; Hymenostomatida; Tetrahymenidae
Product: transmembrane protein, putative
Exons: 3
Molecular function (GO): calcium ion binding
Source: RefSeq, a predicted model, not a curated record